This is a messenger RNA of Erythranthe guttata (spotted monkey flower), 1023 nucleotides long. RefSeq lists its product as uncharacterized. Lineage: Eukaryota; Viridiplantae; Streptophyta; Magnoliopsida; Lamiales; Phrymaceae. The record is from RefSeq and is a predicted model, not a curated record.
GGAAUUUUGAAGAUAACUAGUUCCCGUAGAAGAAUCAACAAUGAGCAUUUCUCUCUCCUCCAUUACUGCUACUUCUCUCUUCGUCGACAUUGGCCCCCCCGCACCUCAUCUGCCCAUACCCUCAGCUCCAUUCUUCCGCCGCCCCGCCGCCGCCAAAACCCGUCUUCUCCGGCUAUCCUUCGCUAAUUCCAGCAACACUCAUAGGCCAGAGUCAUCAGAUUUCGACAGCAGUUCGGAGGAGAAACAGGGUUCAAAUGGCAAGGACAAAUUCUUUCAAGCAAACUCAUUGAAGGAGAUAUUGACCAAACUGAAGAGAUAUGGUGUCUCGGGAAUUUUGUCCUACGGCCUACUAAAUACUGCUUACUAUCUUACGACAUUUCUUGUUGUUUGGUUCUAUGUCGCUCCUUCACCUGGGAGAAUGGGUUAUUUGGCAGCUGUUGAAAGGUUUCUUAAAGUCAUGGCCAUGGUGUGGGCAGGGAGCCAAGUAACUAAGAUCAUACGAGCUGGAGGGGCUCUUGCUCUUGCACCAUUUGUGGAUAGAGGAUUAUCAUGGUUCACUCUCAAGUUUGGGUUUAAGUCCCAAGGAAAGGCAUUUGCGACGAUAGCUGGGCUCUGUUUUGGGUUGGCAUUCUUGAUGUUUGUUGUGGUGACUUUACUUUCGGCAUGAAUUAUUUUCACCCCCUUUCUUUGCUAGGUCAAUUCAAUCAUAAUCCUACACGAUAUAAAUAAUGCUGGAAAGAGUGGAUUUUUGCACGGUGUUUAUCUUGAAAAGGCUGACUGUGAUACUCGGUAGGAAACGAGCGAGAUGUCGUGGAUUGAUAGAAAAUUUUGGCUUCACUUUUUGGUUAGGUUUGUAGGCUACAUAAAUCGUGACUGAACGAGUAAAUGAUUUUUUUAUUUUUAUUUUUUAUUAAUUUGCUUAAAACCUUGUAAAUUCGGAUUAUUACAGGUUGAUGAUACAAACAUGGUUAUGUAACAUAAUGAACAAGUUGGGAAGUGAAAACUGAAGUCUCUGCAUAAAAA